Acaulospora morrowiae is the source of this 780-nucleotide messenger RNA. The record is from the annotation of a GenBank genome assembly. NCBI's taxonomy places the organism in Eukaryota, Fungi, Glomeromycota, Glomeromycetes, Diversisporales, Acaulosporaceae.
AUGGUUUUCUUCAGAUCUUUUAAUCUGCACCUUGCAUUUCUAACGUUCUUCUUUCUGCUGGCCCUUAUCCCAGCAAUUCGCGCCGAUGAUGAGAAACCGUUUACACAAGCCUUUAUAGAAGAGAACCAAGAUGUCAUUACAGCAUUCACCCAUCGUAAUCCGUACCUUAAUUCAAUAGCAAAUGGCACAGCGACGAAAGCUGAAUUCGAACGCGAUAUUAUCCAAGGACAUCGUUGGCUUUAUCUCUGGGCGAGAUCUCUAGGUUAUGCCCUAACUAGAGCCCCCGUACCAGUUCCAAAGGAUUGGGGGUUCGGCGAUGUACCGGACGAAUUUUUCAUAGAUAUUUUAUGUCAAAUAGUGAACUCUGUUGAAGAAUACGCUUCUCUCUUGAAAGGCCUCGCAAAAAAACAUAACUUCGACAUUUAUGGCGAGCCAAUCUCUGCGGCCGCGCAAGAAGACGGAGAUUUUAUAAUUAAAGUUGCAAAGAAACUUCCUUUUGAAACAUAUAUAGCUGAAAAUUGGGCCGGUGUUAGAUUUGUCUAUGACGGUUUUACGAUUGUUCAAGAAGCAAUAAAAAAGAACGGGUACAAAUAUGAAUUUCAGGAUUAUAUUGAUAUAAUUUCCUCCCCCUCGUUUAAAAAUUCGAGCGAUCAAUUUGAACUAUUAACAAACACCAUUUACAAAUCCAAGAAGGUAGAUAGAAAGUUGGCAACCGAAAUUGUUAGGGAACAUAUAAAGAGGGAUAAUGCACUUUUGGCAGACAAUGUAAAUGCUAAAUAG